GAUGGAUUGUGUGAGCGGAUUGUUUCAAAAUCCAAUGAAAACCGUGCCAGCGCGAACGGCUACCGGAUCUUUCGCUCUUCGUCUUUGGCCAAAGCCAAAAGCCAACAACAACACAACACUAUCGCUACAGUUGAGACAAGGGAGAGACACACAACAGGAACGACACUGCGCCAGCCUAUCACUGUCAACCUAGCUAGCUAGUACAUUGGGAGAUCGAGAGAAAACAGUCUGUUGUUGAAGACCACAAGACAAGUACAACGAUUUGAAAAACUCCCUCCAGAAGAUACCCAGGAAAUCAUCAGUGCCAGAGAAUUGACGAAGAAUGAUUGCAGCACACCCGGAAAGCUUGACGUUUGUGGCGGAAAUUGAUCAAGGAUUCAAGCGUGUCCGAUCGAGAGUCCCACACAAAGCCAUCUUUCAAGGAAAGGUCACUGGGACCAUCAUCCAUCCAAGCUGCUGUGAAAAAUUGGAACGAUUCCUCCUGAGAAGUGUGGGAUUCAACGAUGAGCAGAUUGUUUUUAUUGUGCGUGCAUCCAAAGGGAAGAGGUUGUUUCUCUACGUGGAUGGGAUUGCAGAUACUAGUACGGUGAGAGUGGGAAACUCCCACGAAUUCCAUGCGGCAGUCCAGCGAAUUCUGGCCAAUGUGCGUUUUGACCCAGAAAAGCAUGAGAUUGUCAUUUUGUAUGGUUUUGCAGUCAUGUUGGAUUCGUUGAUAAUCCAUAUGAAGCAGAGCCUUGACAAUCCUAAAACUUGCCUUUUUGGUUGUAUUGACAAGUUAUUUGAUAAACUCAUCAUGAGUGAUCACCAGGCAGCAUUGUUGUCAUUGAUCAUGAUUCUUGCAAUGAAGAAACACCCAAAGAACCAAGCACUGCAGAGGAAAGCAACGCUAUCCAUUUGCCGUGCAAGUGUUGCUUUUGGCAGCUUUUUCAAUCAUGGAAUCAUCAAGCAGCGUGGUGCAGAAAUGUUGCUGGCUGUAUUUGAAAGAAACUUGGGAGACAUGGAGCUGUGCCAGGCCGUAGUUUCCAGUUUCCGAGAAUUGGCAGAGAGAAAGAUGGUGCUUGCCUUUGAACUUACUGGGUUGCAUGCACUUCAUAGUAAUCAGGGAAAGUUCAACUCAUUGGAAGAGGAAAACUACGCACUGCUGCAAAGGACACUCUUCCAGGCAAUGGGGACAAUUCUCCAAGCCAUUGCCAAGUAUCCCAAGUCCUCUCAACUCCAACGGGAGGGACUCAAGUGCCUUGAGCGUGUUUCUUUUGAUUUUGACAAAAAGGGCAACAAAUUCAUUUGGAAUUUGGGAAGAGGUUCCCUCGCAGUUGUCAAUGCAGUCUUGCGAUCACAUGGUGUGCUUCCAGGCCAUGGGUGCCAUCUACUGAAUAACGUCCUCUCUUGUUCCACCGAUCCAAUGUGUCAAAAGGCCGCGCUACUGGAUGAAACAGGUCAGGCGGAUGCCGUGAUUGGUGUGGCCACAUCCUGUCUCCGAGAAAAUCCGCGGGACAGCUUGGCAAAUUAUGCUUUUGAGUUGCUGUGCACAGUGCUCUCUCGGUAUCCUGCGAUGGCACCAACAUACAUGACAUGUUUGAUCCGAGCCAUGAAGGCUCUCGCGAGUGACCGCUGCAACAAAUGGCAUAUUGUGAUCAGAGCAGGUUGUUCCCUUUUUGCACGCAUUGACCUGAUGGCUAGUGGCAUUGUGGAGCACCAUCAGGAGAUCAUGGAAGUGCUGGUUUGUGGAGUCUCACAGGCAGCCUGGACGAAGGACCCUCUUUUGUUUGAAGAUUGCACGUUUGUACUGAAACAGUUCGCCAAGCAUACUUCUUGGCAUGGUACCGUGGCAGCAGAUCCACAGCUUGUCCUUUUACUCUCCCAUGAUGGUCUAAGCUCGGAGUGCUCUGAAGAUGUCGGCGUGCAUGUCAUUCACAUCUUGUCAUCAUUGGUGCAUAAAGGGGGCAUUAGUGCCAUCAUGCCUAAGGGCAACGCUUUUGGCUGCAUCAAAGUCAUCACCAUAGCAAUGAGUAUGACUCCGAAAUACCGAUUCGUCCACAAGGUGGGGUUCCGUCUUCUUGCCAUGAUUGACUUUACUGAGGCCAAUGCCAAGCUGGCAUUCGUCAAUGCUGGAGGUCCUUUUGCAGUGAUAACCUCCCUCGCAGAGCACUUUUGGGACGAGAAGCUGGCAGAGAAUGCUUGCAAGGUGUUGAACAUGUUAACCUGGUCAUCAACUGGAAUCAAUAUGCAGCCAGUUUUGGAGGGCCUGUUGGCUGUGGACAGUGCAGUGGUUACCAUUUUGAGACCAGCUCGAAGGUUUCUUCGCAAUGAGAUCAUAUGGGACGAAGGAGGAACAUCUGUCUUCCGACUCCAUGAUUGGCAAUAUGAUGGUAAGAUCUGUGGCAGACAGUACGAAGUGUAUUGAUGGGGUCCGUGCAUGGUGGUGGCAUACCAAAGAAUAGAAAAAUGGGGAUUGGAACGUUCCAAUGCAUUUGAAAGGGACGCCACUUGACCCUGCUGGAAAAGGAAACACAGAGGUCGUUGGCGCCGCCUAUGCAUACAUGACUAGAUAAUACCAACUGUACCGUAGGAAAGCAGUAGUAGAGGACGAGGAAGCAGGAAGCUAGAGUUAUUACUAGAACAACAUCACGCACCGUAGCUCUGGCUAGGAGAGAAAGGCCAGGAGCGCACGCCCUCGUUCCCUCUUUUCCAAGAACGCUCGCAGCACUUGUGGUAUGGGGAUGGCUAUUUGCCCGCUCCAUUCCCAAACGGUCGACACAAAGACUCCUCCCAGCGAUGACAGGUUCUUUUCCUCGUUCGUCGACCACGGGGAUUCUACGACGAGCCGUUCCGUGAGUUGGUCGAUUUUUUGAUCUAGUGGGUCGUAGUAUCCGCUCACAAUGUCCAACAAUUUAUCCACCGACGUUGCAAAGUUUCGUAGCAAUGGAGAAUCCACCAAUGCGCGCAGUCGAAAGUCUACUGGAGUCUUGGUAGGCAAGGGCGCCUCGGUACGGAAAUCCGCAUCCAGAAUCAAGUUUUCGGCCGCAUCCGGAUCCACUUGCUUGAGUAUGUUCAAAAGUGCAGGUCGCACGUCUUCAUGACGUUUGAGAGCGUUCAAACCAGCUUCCACCAAUUCACGGACGUCGUCGUCACUGGUCUCCCCCGGGCAAGAAGAGCCUCCUUCCUCGUCAUCAUAUGCAUUUGGUGAUUGUUCUAGUUCGUCAAUGAAAGCGAGUGUUCUUUCAUUCUCCUCUUGGGAGGCAUUCUCAAUGAUUCCAUUGGCUUCAGUGAAUCCUUCUUCCAUUUGUUUCUUGCCCUUGGUGACAGAGGAAGAAACCUCUGAAAAGUUUUGGCACAUUUCUGUGGGGUCCUUUCGACUGUCCUCCAACAAAGCCGCUGUAGAGGAAAGCAUGGAUUCCAGGUCUUCUUCCUGGGCGUAUUGAGCAAGUAGGUCGGCUGUUUCGUCUUCUUCCUCGUCAUCAUCUUGCGGGUUGUCGUUUUCUUCUUCGUCUUCUUCUUCGUCCACUAGUACAGCAGUAUCGUCGUCGUCCUCCUCAUCCAGUGCUUCCAUAGUCAACUCUGGCAGCUCCUCCAGGACACACAAAGAGUCAUGGAGAUCUUCUGCGGUAACUAUUUCUUUUUCGGGAAAGGGAGUUUCGGGAUCCACGAGGAUAUUUCUGACAGAGUCCCAUUGGAUACGCUUCUUGUCCCUGACCAUUCCUUGCAACUCGGACAGCGAAAACUUGAAGAGAUUUUC
This is a messenger RNA of Seminavis robusta, 3736 nucleotides long. The record is from the annotation of a GenBank genome assembly. NCBI's taxonomy places the organism in Eukaryota, Bacillariophyta, Bacillariophyceae, Naviculales, Naviculaceae.